Molecule: messenger RNA, 906 nt
Organism: Magallana angulata
Lineage: Eukaryota; Metazoa; Mollusca; Bivalvia; Ostreida; Ostreidae
Exons: 5
Coding region: 91-621 (176 amino acids)
Source: RefSeq, a predicted model, not a curated record
UGUUUUUUAAAAAAUAUUUGACAGGGUAACAAAUAAUUGGUUCUUUCUGUCAUAUCUUGUUGUCGUCUGCUGUCUACAUUUACAUGUAUCAUGGCAUCAACAUCAAAGAACAGUGAAAUGAAUCGGCGAGGAGAGUAUUAUGAAACCAUGGUACUAACAUUUCAAGAUGCCUCCCAUCCAGACAUUACAGUUGUUGUGGACAGGAAUGAGGCCAGAAGAAUCAGAGAAGGAGAUAUGCAACUCAUUGAAACAAUUAAAAAAAGAUGGAAAGAGACAAAUGCACCUGCACAGCAAUGUGAUAAAAGUGAAGCCUCUGCCACAAAUGCCACCACUGCUGAAGAUUAUUGUCAUGUUGAUGAAGACUCUGUAGGCAUAUCUGAGAAACAAGACUCUGUUGUAAAUAAAUGGAGCAACGAAGCAGUGAUGUGCUUGAUUACUUUGAAAAAAGAACACUCUGGGAUCUUUUCAUCCAAUUUGACAACACAGAAACAGGCGUGGCAGAAAGUAUCGGAGAUGAUGUGUCUAGAGGGCCAUCAUUUCACUGGAGAAGAGUGUGACAGAAAAUUUCGAUCACUUAAAAUGAGGCAAGUAGCACAUGUAUUGUAUACUUUUUCAUGCUGACCAAUUUGCAUGUUCUUUGUCCUCUCAAUAAUUUUGAUGAAGGUAAAGACUACAAAGUGUGACGCACACUUGUUUCCAUGCAAUUGAUCAAACUGAUUUUUUCUAUGGGGUGUUAUCUUCGCUUUUUAUUGAUUUGAAGGUGGCUCACUACACCUUGAAAUAGUUUGAGCAGAAAAUUAAUUGAUUGUGACAGAUAGCAUAAUAGUUAAGAAAUGUACAAGUCAAGUAGGCGAAUUAAAACAUUCAAAAAUUUAAUUCAGUAAUUGUGAACAAAAGGCCAAGGCG